CUCUGCUGAACUGCUUGCAAACCAAGUAGUCCUCUGUGCUUCGCCCCAGCACUCAGAGGCCCCACCCCCACCCCUCCAGGGGCUUUCCGAGAGACCCGGAUAUUGGGGUUGGCCCACAAUUGCACCUCGCCUGUGUCUGUACCCCCCGCCCCCCCUCGCCUCCGCACCUAGGGAGGAGGCGACGUCAGGCCCCUCGUUCUGGGGCCACAUGAAGGGCCCGGUUGGAGAAGCGCUGCACGCUCCGUCCAGCCUCGGGCUGAUACGGAGAGAGAUGGCGUUGCCACCAAAGCUCCCCAGUAGAGUCCCGGCGUCCUGGCGUGGCUGGGCCCUGUGUGUCUGGCUGCUACGCUCUGUCUCAGGUGCCUCAGAAGUCCUCCAGCCCUCUCUGUCCCAGCCUCGGUCUUCUGUGGUGAGUGGACGAGGCAAUCCACAGAUCUGGUGUGUGGUGCAGGGAAGCCCUGCCAGGGCUCAUGUCUUAUCUUGGUACCAGCAGUUGAAGGGGAGUGGCCCCACCUUCCUGCUGAGUCAGCGAGAAGGGGCUCCCCCCACCUAUGGUUUUGGUGUGAAUCCUCGCUUUCUGGCAGAGAUGGACCCAGCCCAGAAUGCUGCGCUCCUGACCGUGGGCAAUGCCAGCCCUGCUGAUGAGGGCACCCACUACUGUGCCAUAUGGUUUUCAGGCCAGUAUGUCUUUGGAGAAGGUACCCGACUGCUCUAUCAGGCUAAGAGGCAACCCCUGGCUCUGCAGCCACCUGAGCUGAGCCUGUUCAUCCCAGCCUACGGCCCUCCCUUCCAUGUACUUUGUGUGGCCCUAGGACAUAACCCUGACCCUCUGAGGGUGUCCUGGGUCCUGGAAGGCCAAUACCAGGAGGAAGAGGACUCCACGGGGGGAGCUGGGGAUCCCAUGGUCAGCUGGCUGCAGCUGCCUCAGGAGGUGGCAGGAAUGUCUGUGACUUGCCGAGGCUUGCACCAGAGUGGAGUCUUAGAAGUCGUGCUGCCCCUGCCCUGGGGCCGAGGGCACAGGAGAAUGCUGGAAGUGGAGAAUGCGAACAAGAGUGGACACAUUCUUCUAGUGGAGCUGGAGCAGAUUCUCAUUGCCACCACCUACUGCCACCUGGGACUACUGGGCGCAUUUCUCAUCUACGGCCUCAUCCUGGCUGCUCUCUGGAGGAAUCGCUGUUGUUGGGCCCACCCUACGGAGCCACUCCCCAGAGGGGGUCAAGGAGUGGCCCCCGGUUCCAGGGCGCAGGUGGGCAGGAGGUGCACUCCUGCUGCAGCCCCGGAGCACAAGUGGCCGAGCCCGAGGGGCUUCCAUGUCCUCCGAGGGGCUGCCCAUGCUCCGGACCCUCCCUCCUUGCUCCGGCCGGCUUCCUCCUAGUCUGCUGCCUUUCGUUACCCAUCGGGUCCCCCUUUCUCUCUCAGGCUGUCCAAAUUUCUCCAUAAAUACAGGGAAUUUGAGAAGUUA
Messenger RNA from Leopardus geoffroyi (Geoffroy's cat), 1462 nucleotides. RefSeq lists its product as uncharacterized. The coding region runs from base 209 to 1375 and encodes 388 amino acids. The transcript is spliced from 5 exons. The record is from RefSeq and is a predicted model, not a curated record. NCBI's taxonomy places the organism in Eukaryota, Metazoa, Chordata, Mammalia, Carnivora, Felidae.